Protopterus annectens (West African lungfish) is the source of this 30325-nucleotide messenger RNA. It is a transcript of the gene DST, whose product is annotated as dystonin. NCBI's taxonomy places the organism in Eukaryota, Metazoa, Chordata, Ceratodontiformes, Protopteridae. The record is from RefSeq and is a predicted model, not a curated record. Gene Ontology annotation, cellular component: intercalated disc; cytoskeleton; cytoplasm. Gene Ontology annotation, biological process: cytoplasmic microtubule organization; hemidesmosome assembly; skin development. The transcript is spliced from 104 exons. Bases 144 to 28733 code for a protein of 9529 amino acids. Gene Ontology annotation, molecular function: microtubule binding; calcium ion binding; structural molecule activity.
GGAUUUCUAAGCCAGCACAACAUUCAAGAUGCCCCGUAGCAGUCCUAUCGGAAUAACAUAUUUAAGAAACAAGAUCUAAAAAAUAAUGUGCCAUUAACAGGCUGCUGCAACAACAGCACCUUUAAAAUCUAUCGGUAGCGAAAAUGAUUGCCGCAGCUUUCCUGGUGCUGCUGAGACCUUACAGCAUCCAGUGCGUACUCCUUCUCCUCUUGCUCUUGGUGGGUACCAUCGCUACAAUCCUCUUCUUCUGCUGCUGGCAUCGCAGGUUGCACAAGGGACGGCACCCCAUUAAAUCAGUCUUUUCAGGUCGUUCACGGAGCCGAGAAGCUGGACUGCGAGCCCAUCAUUUACGUUCUGAGGGCUUCAGACAGAGCCCUCGUCAUGCCAGAAGAGCACGGGCUCGCAUAGAGGAAUCCCAGCCCAUAAAUGAAGUGCCUGAUAGUGAGCAAGACUCUUCCCUGAGGAAAAGAAAACUCAAGAAAAUUAGCAGAGUGCAACCAGACUUCUACCACUCAGUGCAAUCCACCUCUACAAAGAGGCCGAGCUCCGGGACCCCUUCCCAUCGCUGUUCCAUGUCUUCCUCUGCGGAUUUCUCUGAUGAAGACGAUUACAGUCAAAAAUCGGGAUCGGUGUCUCCAGCUCCCGGGGAUACAUUACCAUGGAAUCUGCCAAGACAUAGACGAAAAAUCCAGGGAGGGUCUGUGCUCGAUCCAGCCGAGAGAGCGGUGCUCCGGAUAGCUGAUGAGCGAGACAGAGUACAGAAGAAAACUUUCACAAAGUGGAUAAAUCAGCAUCUCAUGAAGGUGCGGAAACAUAUAAAUGACCUGUAUGAAGACUUGAGAGAUGGACACAAUCUGAUUUCUCUUUUAGAAGUGCUUUGUGGCGAGACACUGCCUCGAGAAAAAGGGAGGAUGCGGUUUCAUAGACUGCAGAAUGUACAGAUUGCACUUGACUAUUUGAAAAAGCGCCAGGUAAAACUGGUGAACAUUAGAAAUGAUGACAUAACAGAUGGCAACCCUAAGUUAACACUGGGGUUGAUAUGGACCAUAAUUUUGCACUUUCAGAUCUCUGACAUCCACGUUACAGGGGAGUCAGAAGACAUGUCUGCUAAAGAAAGGCUGCUGCUCUGGUCAGCACAAGCGACCGAGAAUUAUGUUGGCGUACGCUGUGACAACUUUACCACCUGCUGGCGAGAUGGGAGAUUAUUUAAUGCCAUCAUUCAUAAGUACAGGCCGGACCUGGUAGAUAUGAGCACUGUUGCUGUUCAAAGCAACCGAGAAAACUUAGAACAUGCUUUUGGCGUAGCUGAAAAACUUGGUGUUACAAGACUUCUGGAUCCAGAAGAUGUUGAUGUUUCUUCUCCUGAUGAAAAAUCUGUUAUUACUUAUGUUUCGUCACUCUAUGAUGUGUUUCCCAAAGUACCAGAAGAUGGAGAAGGCAUCAGUGUAAAUGAUGUUGAUGUUAAGUGGAUUGAAUAUCAGAAUAUGGUGAACUACCUCAUCCAAUGGAUUAGGCAUCAGGUGACAACCAUGUCAAACCGAACUUUCCCAAAUAACCCUGUUGAACUAAAGGCACUUUAUAAUCAGUAUCUACAGUUUAAAGAAACAGACAUCCCACCAAAGGAAGCAGAUAAAACAAAAAUAAAGCACAUGUAUAAGUUGCUGGAGCCUUGGAUAGAAUUUGGUCGCAUCAGACUUCCCCAGCGAUACCAUCCCAAUGAAGUGGAAAAAGAGUGGGGGAAACUAAUAAUCACUAUGCUAGAGAGAGAAAAGUCUUUACGGCCAGAAGUAGAAAGACUAGACAUGUUGCAGCAGAUCGCAAACAGAGUACAGCGUGACAGUCUGGCCUGUGAAGAUAAACUGAUACUGGCAAGGAACGCACUUCAGUCAGAUGCCAAGAGAUUAGAAUCCGGACUGCAGUUCCAAAAUGAACCUGAGAUUGCAGCGUACCUGCUGGAAUGUGAGAACCUUCUUCGGCAGCAGGUCAUUGAUGUCCAGGUGCUUCACAAUGAAAAGUACUACCAGGCCGAUCAGCUGGUGCAGAGGGUUGCAAAACUCCGUGAUGACCUUAUGGACCUGAGGAGUGAAUGCACUGCUUUGUACAGUAAGGGGCGCACUCUGACAUCAGAACAGACAAAGCUUAUGAUAUCAGGAAUCACCCAAAGCUUGAAUGCCGGAUACUCCCAGAACUUGAAUCCUAGUUUGAACGUCACUCUUUCCCAGGGGCUAACGCCUUCUUUAUCUCCUGCUCUCACCUCAGACCUAACAUCCAAUCUGACUCCAAGCCUAACACCAAGCUUAAUGCCAACAUUUCCAACUUCUCUUAAGCAAGGGCUAAUUCAGAAUUAUGGAACCGGAGUGGAAACAAAUGCUCUGCAAACACUGAAAUUCAUGCAGAUAAGGAAACCUCUAAUGAAAUCUGCAAUUAGUGGCCAAAAUCUGACAGAAGAAGAAGUCAACAUGAAGUUUGUGCAGGACCUUCUAACUUGGGUUGAAGAAAUGCAGACACAACUGGAUCGAGCUGAAUGGGGUUCAGACAUGCCAAGUGUGCAGAGCCAUUUAGACAACCACACAAACUUUCACAGAGCUAUCGAAGAGUUUGAAUCAAGCCUUAAGGAAGCCAAACUCAGUGAGCUGCAGAUGACACCUCCUCUUAAACUUGGCUACUCAGAAAAACUCAGCAAGCUGGAAAGUCAGUAUGCAAAACUUUUGAAUACAUCCAGGUAUCGUGAAAGGCAUCUUGAUAGUUUAUAUGCGUUUGUAUCGAGAGCCACACACGAGCUCAUCGGGCUGAAUGAGAAGGAGGAAGAAGAAGUAGCGUAUGACUGGAGUGACAGAAACUCGAGUAUCUCCAGAAAAAAAGAGUAUCACGCUGACUUGAUGCGAGAGCUUGACCAAAAAGAAGAAGUUAUUAAAUCUGUGCAAGAGACAGCCGACCAGCUGCUUACAGAAAAUCACCCUGCAAGGCUGACGAUAGAGGCAUACAGAGCUGCCAUGCAGACACAGUGGAGUUGGAUUUUGCAAUUGUGCAAUUGUGUGGAACAACACUUAAGAGAAAACCAGCUAUAUUUUGAGUUUUUCAAUGAUGCAAAAGAAGCCAUGGAUUACCUGAAAAAUUUGAAGGAAACUAUACAAAGAAAGUACACCUCUGACCGGUCAAGUAGCCUUCAUAAACUCGAAGAUCUGGUCCAAGAAUCUAUGGAAGAGAAAGAACAACUGUUACAGUAUAGGAGUGUAGUCGCAGGUCUUGUGGGAAGAGCAAAAUUGGUGGUUCAGCUAAAGCCACGGAAUCCAGAUAACCCAGUAAAGACCUCAAUUCCAAUCAAGGCCAUUUGUGAUUACAGGCAGAUUGAGAUAACCAUCUACAAAGAUGACGAAUGUGUUUUAGCGAACAACUCACACCGGGCUAAAUGGAAGGUUAUUAGUCCUACAGGAAAUGAGGCAAUGGUCCCUUCAGUCUGCUUUUCAGUCCCUCCACCCAACAAGGAAGCCAUUGACAAUGCAAGCAGGAUUGAACAGCUUUACCAAAAUGUUUUGGCACUCUGGCAUCAGUCACAUGUAAACAUGAAAAGCGUGGUGGCCUGGAACUAUCUCGUUAAUGAGCUUGAAGCAGUUCGUGAUGGUAAUGUGGCCUCGAUCAAGACAAUGUUGCCAGGCGAACAUCCUCAGGUGCUCAGCAAUUUGCAGGCCCGCUUUGAAGAGUUUCUGGAAGAGAGUCGUGAAUCACAGGUCUUCACUGUGGCAGACACAGCACAGCUUGAACGAGAGGUUCAGAACUGUAAACAGUAUUAUGAAGAGCUCCUGAAGUCUGCAGAAAGAGAGGAGCACGAAGAAUCUGUCUACAAUCUGUAUGUGUCUGAGAUUCGCAAUAUUCAUCUUCAUCUGGACAACUGUGAAGAACGACUCAUCCGGCAGAUACGCACACCUCUGGAGAGAGAUGAUCUGCAAGAAAGUGUGAUUCGGAUCUCAGAACAAGAGAAAUUAAAGAAAGAACUGGAAAGACUCCAAGAGGAUGUCGAAAAAGUAUCUGGAAAAUGUGAGAUUUUCUUCUCGCAGGCUGCUUCCUCCCCUUCUGUUCCCACUCUGCGUUCUGAGCUCAAUGCUGUCAUCCAGAAUAUGGAUCAAGUGUUCUCCAUGUCCUCAAUUUAUUUAGAAAAGCUGAAAGUUGUAUAUGUGGUUCUGAAGAACACCCAGGGAGCUGAGUCUCUUGUGAAACUGUAUGAAACCAAACUCUGCGAAGACGAUGCAGUGACAGCUGAUCCAAAAGACAUCGAUAACCUGAUACUUACACUGAAGCAAUGGCGCUCAGAGGUUGAUGAAAAACGAGAUGUUUUCCAUGCUUUAGAAGAUGAACUACAGAAGGCUAAAGCUAUUAGUGAUCAGAUGCUGAAAGCACACAAAGAACGUGAUCUGGACCUUGACUGGCACAAAGAAAAAGUUGAUCAACUGGUUGAAAGGUGGCAAAAUGUACACUGCCAGAUUGAAAGCAGGCUUCGUGACCUCGACAGCAUAGGUGAAUCCUUAAAACAUUACCAGGACACUUAUCAUUCACUGGAUCAGUGGGUUCAAGAUGUGGAAAACAUGCAACACAAACUUCAGGAAAGGCAGCUCGACGACAGCAAAUCUCUAGCUGAUCAGCUUAACAAGCAGAAGAUGCUCGUUUCUGAGAUCGAGAUGAAGCAGAACAAGAUUGAUGAGUGCCAGCGAUACUCUGAACAGUAUUCUUCAUCAUUGAAGGACUAUGAACUUCAAGUGAUGACAUAUCGAGCCAUGGUUGACUCCCAGCAGAAAUCUCCAGUAAAACGGCGUAGAAUGCAAAGCUCUGCUGACACCAUCAUGCAAGAGUUCAUGGAUCUCCGUACCCGGUACACAGCCUUAGUGACCCUUAUGACUCAGUAUGUAAAAUUUGCUAGCGAUGCUUUAAAGAGAACAGAACAGGAAGAGAAAACCUUGGAAGAGGAAAAGAAAGAAACAGCAGAAAAAACUAGCGAGCUGUUGAAAUGGGUAUCAACCAUCAAAGUGCCUGUUAAGGAAAAAAGUGAUGAACAAAAGGGGGAUAAAAGGACAGAAGGUGCCGGCUCUUCAGCGAGUCUGCAGCUGUCCAGUGAGGAAAUAUCAGCUAAGAAGGAACAGAUAUCCGAAGCUGUGCAAGCUCUGCAGAUCUUGUUGGCUAAGCAUGGUGACAAAAUGACAGAAGAAGACCGACAAGAAAUUGAAAGACAAAUAAAAUCUCUCCAUGAAGCAUAUGAUGAUCUGUCUCAACAGAAACUUCAUGCAGAACAAACAGAGAGUCUCCCCAGUAAACAGGAUAAAAUUGUUGCAGGUGUAAUUGACAAGGAUUCUGGAACCACAUUUUCAGUUUUCGAGGCAAUGCAGAAAGGCAUUAUUGAUUAUGAUACAGGAAUUGCUCUUCUUGAAGCUCAGGUAAUUACAGGUGGACUUACUUCACCAGGCACAGAGAAGCGUUAUACCUUAGAAGAAGCUAAACUGAUCAGCUUGAUUGAUGAACAGAUUGCCGGUGAUUUAGAAGACGUGAGCAGUAUCAGUACUCUCGUAUCAGAUUCUGAGUCUACAUUUCUGUCAGUUAUAACAGCAUACAAAGAAGGCACUAUAUCUGAAAAACUUGCUGUUAAGGUGAUUGAAGUGCUUCUGGCAAGUGGUGGCUUAGCUGUACCUGUUACAGGUGAAAAAGUAACUCUGGGAGAAGCCUUUGAGCAAUCAUUGAUUCCUUCUUCAUUAUUCUUUCACCUCAUUGGAAGGAAGAAAAUAUGCAAAGAACUGAUUGAUCCAAUCACAGCUGAAAAGGUUUCUUUGUUGGAGAUUAUGCAUAAAAGCAUCAUGAAUAAAGGAAAUGGGAUGUGGCUUCUUCCUGUAAGGCAAUGCAAACAGGGAAGAAUAAUCCUAGAGUCAGGAAAAGAGAUUGGGGUUAUAAGAGCAGCUCGUGAAGGUCUCAUAGAUCGUGAGACAAUGUUUAGGCUGCUUGGUUCGCAGAUGAUGUCUGGAGGCAUUAUUGAUCCAAAUACAAAACAAAGAUUGACCAUUGAAGAUGCAGUGGAGCUGGGAGUCAUUGAUGAAUGUACAGCCUGUUCCUUUCUUUGUCACCAGAUUCAGACUGGUGGAAUUAUCAGUCCAUCUGAUGGAAAACGACUCACCGUAGAUGAAGCAGUGCAGUGCAAUUUGAUAUCAUCAAGAAGUGCCCUUUUAAUUUUGGAAGCUCAGAGAGGUUUUGUAGGACUCAUCUGGCCUCAGUCUGGUGAGAUAUUUCCAAUAUCUACUUCAUUGCAACAAGGAAUGAUAUCUAAUGAACUUGCUCACAAAAUACUUAGUGAUAGACAGAAAAUAGCUGCAAUUUAUGUUCCUGAGACAGCUGAACUUUUUGAUGUUGACACAGCAGCACAUCUAGGAAUAAUAGACCACACUUCUGCAGAUGUCUUGAGAAAUACAGUCAUACCUGAUGCAAUGCCUAACAUGGAAGAUUUGGAAUCAUCAUAUAAAAACAUUACCAAAUGGAUAGCAUCAUUUGAGCUCCAGCCAAGUACAGUGCAAGGAAACAAGCAUGACCAGCCAAUGGGUGAAGUGGAACAACUACCUAAUCAUACUGUUCUACAAACGCAACAACUCUUCAUGUCUUAUCUCAUGAUAAAUAGUUACAUUGAUGCAGGCACAGGAGAAAGGCUUCUUCUGUAUGAUGGUGACUUAGAUGAAGCAGUCAGUAUGCUUCUGGAAGCAGAUGAAGAAGAAAGUAUCCUAGAGACAGAAUUUAAGCAAGGUGAUACUGACCAAUCUGAAAAUAUAGUAGCGACUGUUAGCUUACGUGGUGAAACUGAAACUUGCCACUCAAAUUUGAAAGAAACUAGUGUUUUAGAAUUUCAAGAUGGAAGUGUUUGCUUAAUGGAGAAAGACAGUUUCUCAAGUGUGCAGUCAGCUGAGUUACUAAAUGCUGUAUCAAAUGCAAGUAACAUUAUAUGUUUUGAAAAAACCAAUAAGGAGCCCAAAUCUUGCUUAACUGACCAUAGUGAAGACAGCAGUUUGCCCAACCCAGACUCUUCUAUACCAUUCUCAGCUGAUGAAAUACACUUUGAUAAAGAUGAAAUGGCAGUAGAUGAAGUGUUUCUGGAUCAGAGUUGUAAUUCUGGUAGCGCUUCUUCUGACACUUUAUUUUAUCUACCAAGUAACACUUAUUCCUCAGCAACUCAAACUGCAUCUGAUAAUAAAGCCUUGGGAUAUGAAAAUGUGCCUCAUAAAGAAAUGUCAACAGAUAAUGUAACAGAAGAAGAAAGACUGAAAAUAUAUCUUAGCAGUCAGCAAACAGAGGCUGUGGAAAACUUUGAACUUGAUAGUGCUGAAAAUAAAAUGGGAAGACGUGAAAGUUUAAAUAGCUGCAGUGAUAAUUUUAUUAUUGAAAAAGUAUUCACAGUGGUAUCUUCUGACACAUUAAAACCAGGCGAGAAAGGUGAAUAUUUAUAUGAAAAGCAAAAUGAACUAAGUUCUGAAGAAACUGCUAGUAUGUUGGACAUAGCCUGCCUUAAAACAGAAAAUGCCAGAAGAGUAAAUGAUCUUAGAGCUGGAGAAGAAAUUGCAAUCAUUGACAUCAUAGAUAGUCAUAUCCAUGGUGAUGCUAUCAGGUCAGAAAGUUCAGGUUCAAUGUAUGACAAAACCAGUAAUGAGCAGAAAUGUGAAACAUCAGAGAUGGAACAACUUGCAUUCGUUGUUUCUGCAGAAAGAGAAGUCCAGACAGAUGAAACCAUGACAAAAAGCUCACUUUUUAGGAAGGAAGGUGUUGAUAAGCAGACCCAGGUAAUGGCAUGUGGUGAAAAACAUCUGUUUGUUACAUUUUUAGACAAACAAAUCCAAAGUGAUGAAAUCAUAUCAGAAAGUGCACAUUUAAUGAAAGAGGAAAACACUGAUAAACUAGCUCACAAAAAGGAAGAUGUGGAAGAACAUGCAUUUAUUACAUUUAAUGAUAGUAAUAUCCAGAGUGAUGACAUUUCUCAUUUAAGAACAAAUAACAACUAUGAUGGACAGACAUUACACAUACCUGAUGGGACAGGAAAUAAAUUCACUGUUAUCGACAAACAAACCCAGAGUGAUGCAACAGUGCCAGAAAAUUAUAUUUUAACAACUAAUGCCGUCAUUGAUGAGCAAACAUAUGAAUAUUCAGAAAGGGAAGAAAAUGUAUCCACUACUGUUAUAAACAGACAUAUUAAGAGUGAUGAAAUCAUGCCAGAAAAUUCGCUGUUAAAGUAUGACAAAUUCAGUGAAAAGACAUAUGAAAUACCCACUGGGGAUCAGUGUACAUUUUCUUCUACAAUGGACACGCAAAUCCAUAGUAAUGAAUACACAUCAGAAGAUUCCUUCUCAACAAGUAAUACUAUCCAUGAUGAACAGAUAUAUGAAUAUUCAGAUGAAAAGGAAUGUGUACCCAGUGGCUUUAUAGACAUGCAAAUCCAGACUAAUGAAAUUACAUCAGAAAACUCAUCUUUAAAUGUUGACAGAACCGCUGACAAGCACAUCCUUUUAACAUCAGAUAGUAAGGAGACUGCAUUCAGUCCUGUUAUGGAUAGAUAUAUUCACAGUGAUGACACUGCAUCAGAAAGUUCACUUUUAAAGUAUGACACAGCAAUGCAGGAGCAGAUACAUGAAAUAUCUGAAGGAGAAAAACCUGAAUUCCCUGCUACUAUGGACAGGGAUGUCCAUAGCAAUGGCUUUAUGUCAGAAAGUUCACAUUUAAAUUACAGCAAGGGCACUAAUCAGCUGACAUGUGAAACAUCUGAGGGAGAAAAACCUGCUUCCUUCACUGCUACAGAGAGCAAAUUCCAGAUUGAUGACAUCAUGUCAAAACGAUCACAUUUAAAGUAUGACACAACCACUGAGAAGCAAACACGUGAAUCAUCUGAGGGAGGAAAAUCUGAAUAUAUUGCUGCAACAGAUAGAGAAAUUCUUACUGGAGAAAGAUUAUUUUUAAGCAAUGACACACCUGCUGAUGACCACACAUAUGGCUCAUCUAGAGAGGACAUACUUUUAAAUGACACAAUAUCAUCCAGGCAAACAGAGCUGCAAACAGCAAAACAAAUAUGCUCCUUGAGUGAUGCAGGCAACACAGAAUUUAACCAGCCAGGAGCUGCUGCACAUUCAGAAGUUAAGCUGCUGAGUGCAAGCAGCACAGAUGACAAUAUUUUAGUUAGCAAUCACAGAGAGGCUUUGCAAAACAAGUCUUAUGAAGAUAACAUUUGCAAUGGCGUCGAUGAAGACAGCCUUGGAGGAUUUGCAGAUACUUACUCCAGUCAACAGCGACUUAUUCAUGGUUUGCCUUUGGUGACCACAAUUAGUACUAAUCAGUCAUCAACGCAUGCUGAAGGGGAUAAAUCACUGGAUGACAGCGUGGUUACUACAGCAAGUGAUACUAUUAAUCAUCUGCAGGAGUCAAUGAUAUCAACAACCAAAUCUGAAAUUUGUAAUGAUCAUGAGGAUAUUUUUGUUACUGAUUUUGGACUGAAAGCACACAAACUGGUGGAAGAAAAGGCAAAGGCUGUAGAAGAAGGGAUUAAGCAAAUGGCUACUGCUCUGAAACUUGACACAGAGAUAAGUCCUUUGGAAGAAAAGAUACUUGAGGAAAAUCAGAUGCAAGAAAGUCCUGUAGAUAUUGUCAGCACUGAUGUCAUAAUCUAUGAAAAGGACUCAUCUGAGAAUUCCAAAGAAAAUGCUGUUUUAACGGGCACAUUCAGACUGGGUGAUACUGAUAGUAAUAUUUGUGCUUCUCUGUUAAAGGAAGAAGUGAUUAAAAGCAGUGACAUAUACAAAGAGACUUGUGUUAUUACUGGGGAUCAUGAUGGCCCAUAUACACCUGAGAUCAUGAAAGAACUUAGCAAUGAUAGUUAUGAUGCCAUUAAAGUACUUAAUACUGUUAGCGCUAUCAGUUGUGUGCAAACGCCUGAAGUUGUUGAUGAACCUGUUGAGGUUAAUACAAAGGCUGUUGCUGGAGCUGUCAGUAAUGGUGAUGAAUUAGUGAAGACAUCCAACAGAGAAGUAGAGUUUACAGAUGUCCUAGAUACAGUAGAGACCUUUCCUCAUGCACAGUUAUGUAAAGAAAUACAGCAACAGUCUGAAGAUGAUUUGGUACCUCAGUCCAGUGUAGGUACUACAGAUACCAAUGCUGAUGUGUAUGGAUUAACAACAGAUGUUGUCAUGGAGACAGUAUCCAAAGAUGCUCAGUACAUGGAUGACAUAUCUAAAAGUGAAAUGUUUGAGCCCAUUGUGUAUAGUGCAGAAGAUGAUGUAAAUUAUACAUUAGAAGGAAGGGUUACAACAGAUGAAAUAGCUAAAUACCUAGCAGCUACUGAAGUUGUUCUUGCUGACAGUAGUAUGCAAAAACUCGAAAAACGACCUGAUGAGAAUAACUUAAUACAUAUAAUCUCUGCUAAUUCUGAAACCAUUCAUAUGUUAGCAGGCAAUUUCAACAAAGGUGAAGUAUCUAAAGAUGUUGAAAUAGUCAUGAGUGCUAAUAGUACACAAGUGCAAAAACAUCCAGAGGAACCAGAUGAAGUAGGAAUAUCACACAAUGUUGUGCCAUUGUCAUUUAAUGCAAAUGCAGAUGAGCCCAUGCACUGGCACAGCAAAGAACAUGAUCAAAGGUGCUUGUCUCAGGAUAGUACAGAUGCUACUACUGAUGGCGAUAUGCAGACAUAUACCUAUGGGAAGGAAUCACUAAAUGAGAACAGACAAGCUACCAUCAAUGCAGUGAUUUGUCAGGUAGAUGAAGGCUUUUCUAAAAAGGAAGCAGCUGAAAAGAUGGUUGACACAUCUGUUCCUUAUCAGGAGAGUAAUACAGGGACUAAACAGAAGGAGAGCUCUAAUACUGAGCUACAUCAGGAGAGUAAUAAAAGGGCUAAACAAGAGGAUAGCACUGAUACUGAGCCACAUAAGGAAAGUAAUAAAGAGACUAAACAGGCAGAUGGCACAGAUACUGAGUCACAUCAAAAGAUUAAUAAAGGGGCUAAACAGGAGGACAGCACUGAUACUGAGCCACAUCAGGAAAGUAAUAAAGUAGUUAAAGAGGAAGGUAACACUGAUACUGAGCCACAUCAGGAAAGUAAUAAAGUGGUUAAAGAGGAAGAUAACACUGAUGCUGAGCCACAUCAGGAAAGUAAUAAAGUGGUUAAAGAGGAAGGUAACACUGAUACUGAGCCACAUCAGGAAAGUAAUAAAGUGGUUAAAGAGGAGGAUAACACUGAUACUGAGCCACUUCAGGAAAGUAAUAAAGUGGUUAAAGAGGAAGAUAGCACUGAUACUGAGCCACAUCAGGAAAGUAAUAAAGUGGAUAAAGAGGAAGGUAACACUGAUACUGAGCCACAUCAGGAAAGUAAUAAAGUGGUUAAAGAGGAAGAUAACACUGAUACUGAGCUAUAUCAGGAAAGUAAUAAGGUGGCAAAACAGGAGGAUAGCACUGAUAGUGAGCCACAUCAGAAAAGUAAUAAAGAGACUAAACAGGCAGAUGGCACAGAUACUGAGCCACAUCAAGAGAUUAAUAAAGGGGCUAAACAGGAGGACAGCACUGAUACUGAGCCAGAUCAGGAAAGUAAUAAAGUAGUUAAAGAGGAAGGUAACACUGAUACUGAGCCACAUCGGGAAAGCAAUAAAGUGGUGAAAGAGGAAUAUAACACUGAUACUGAGCCACAUCAGGAAAGUAAUAAAGUGGUUAAAGAGGAAGAUAACACAGAUACUGAGCUACAUCAGGAAAGUAAUAAAGGGGUUAAACAGGUAGAUAGCACUGAUACUGAGCCACAUCAGGAAAGUAAUAAGGUAGUUAAAUUGGAGGACAGCACUGAUACUGAGUUACAUCAGGAAAGUAAUAAAGGGGUUACAUUGGAGGAUAGCACUGAUACUGAGCUACAUCAGGAAAGUAAUAAAUGGGUUAAACAGGUUGAUAGCACUGAUACUGAGCCAUAUCAGGAAAGCAAUAAAGGGGUUAAAUUGGAGGAUAUCACUGAUACUGAGUUACAUCAGGAAAGUAAUAAAGUGGUUACAUUGGAGUAUAGCACGGAUACUGAAUUACAUCAGGAAAGUAAUAAAGUGGUUAAAUCAGAGGAUAGCACUGAUACUGAGUUACAUCAGGAAAGUAUUAAAGGAGUUAACCAGUUAAAUAAUAAAGAGGCAAACCAGAAGGAUAGCGCUGAUACUGAACAAUGUCAGGAAAGUAAUAAAGGGGUUAACCAGUUAAGUAGUAAUGGGGCUAACCAGGAGGAUAGCACCGAUACUGAUGUAGAAGUGUACUUAUCAGCAGAAGAAUUCAUCGAAGAUGAAGAGCUGAAUGUAGACGUGGACAACAACUAUGCUUGUACACUUCAGCAAGGUCCUACUGAAGCUGAAGAAUGGGCUAAUCGUACUGCAGAGAGCACACAUGACGAUGCUUCCAAACAUUCUUAUACUGCAGAGAGCACACCUGUUGAUGCUUCCAAACAUUCUUAUACUGCAGAGAGCACACCUGAUGAUGCCUCCAAACAUUCUUAUACUGCAGAGAGCACACCUGAUGAUGCUUCCAAACAUUCUUAUACUGUGGAGAGCACACCUGACGAUGCUUCCAAACAUUCUUAUACUGCAGUGAUCACACCUGACGAUGCUUCCAAACAUUCUUAUACUACAGAGAGCACACCUGACGAUGCUUCCAAACAUUCUUAUACUGCAGAGAGCACACCUGACGAUGCUUCCAAACAUUUUUAUACUGCAGAGAGCACACCUGACGAUGCUUCCAAACAUUUUUAUACUGCAGAGAGCACACCCGACGAUGCUUCCAAACAUUCUUAUACUGCAGAGAGCACACCUGACGAUGCUUCCAAACAUUCUUAUACUGCAGAGAGCACACCUGACGAUGCUUCCAAACAUUCUUAUAGAGCACCAGAGAACUCAGUGGUAUGUGAGUCAAGACAUUUCAUAGCUGAUGACGUCUGCACAGGUAGUAAUAGUAUCGUAUAUGUCGAAAAUAAAGAGCCUCUGCACAAUACUGCCGAAGUAUCCACCAUGGAUGCCUCACCGGCAAGUAAAGAUGCUGCUUUUGUUUACUUUGAUGGAUGUAAAUGUGAGCCAAUGGAUGGUGAGCAGAAUGAUUCUGAUGUUAUGACUGAACAAAGUGCAGUUUCUAGAGUUACUAAGAAUGAAACUUACAUUUCUGAUUUAUUAAAUGAAAAUGAAGAGGAAAGCAAAGUAAUUACGAAUGAAACCAGUUUCAAUCAAAGUGAUGGAUUUGGACAUACAGAUGGAUUCAUGUCUAGCACUACAACAUUUGCUGAAGUGGCAAAAGACAUUGCAUCUACUGUAGGGAAUGUGUGUAGCCAGUAUGAGCAUGAAUUACUACCAAAACCUGUCGAACACCAUAAAGUACCUGGAAACAAUGAAGAAUUUUCUGAUGUUCGUAGCAAGAGAAAUGAUCUCACAGAGGUUGCUGAUUUGUUUGAAUCUGCUGACAUGGCUACAAAAUGUGAAGAACGUAUGCAAGGAUAUGGGCCAGAAAUGGAACCUUUUGAAGAUAGUAACUCAACUUCAAUCAGCAAGGACACCGUGCAGAUUCAAGUCUCUUCUGCAUAUGAUGCAGCAGGGGUGACUGAACAAUGUCAUAACAUAUCCAAAGACAUUUCAGUCAUUGAUGGAAGCAUAACAGAUGAGCACACUGAAAGUGACCAAGUAUCAAGUAAUGAUAAUUGCAGUUUUGAUGUUGGUGAUGGUGUGCUUAAGCCUGGUUUUGCAGAAUGCCAUAAAAAUGGUGAUGUGUCAUAUGAUCCAGAAUGUGUUACCAGAAUUGUGUCUGAGAAACAGAUAUGUGAAGUUUUAGAUCGUACGUUUACUGGAAUCACUGAUUUAGAGGACCAAAGAGCAACAGAAACGAUGCCUACUGUUACAGGAAAAGUGUCAGAAAAAGAACCUUUCUUUGCACAUGCAUGUUCCACAGCUACAACAGAUGUGCCAGGGGAUGAACUUUUGUCAACAGAUGUUCAUUACAAGCAUGAAAAGGAUGCUAAAACUAUAUGUCAUGAGUUAGAUUAUUCUUCCGACAAGCAUGAUCCUAGCUGUGACUCAUUUCAAAAUGGUUACCCUGAAAGAGAGUCUGAUAUAGGAAAAACGUAUCAUGCAGCUGCUAAUUCUGAAGCACUGGAUGUUAGCUAUCUAUCAGAAACAGUGGUAAGUGAACAAGAAGAGAGUACUGGAGAGUUAUCAGAACCUUGGGAACAAAUGAAUGCUGCAUUUGAGAGAAACUUGGAUAGCAAAAUAGAAGCAUGUCAAACAGACCAAAAUAAAAAUGGCUUUAGUCAAAGCAAGGGUGGAGCUACAUUAUCUGCCAUGCCUAUCAAGGAUGCUGAACCAGAGCAGAGAUACUCAGGUGAAAAUGGUAAAGGCUUCAUUUCAGAAAAUGCUGAGAAAGAUCAGCAUCACCAGACCAGCUUAAAUCAGAAUCCUGUUCCAAUUCAGCAUCUUGGAGAAGUUUUUGAUGCAUUGAGUGACACAAAACAUACUGAAAUAGCAUCAUUAUUCACUUCUCACAGUAAAAAUGUAUGUGAGCACUCCUACAAUUCAGAUCCUUCUACUGGCUACAUCAGUACUGGAACUAAAGACUCAUUUCAGUGUCCAGUGCUCCAACCUCCACCUGAUUUUGCCGACUCCAUCACUGAUGUAACUAAAGACUCAUUUCAGUAUCAAGUCAAUCCAAGUAAAGAUUUAGCUGAUAUAUUUGCAACUGAAACACUGCUACUGCCUCCAUGUGCAUCUUUUUCUAACACACUAGCUUUGGAGAAUGGCAUGCCAUCUGGUGAACAAUCAAAUGCUAAACUAGAACAUUCUACAGAUGUUACAGAUGGUCGAGGAAUAGAAAUGAGCAAGUCUAUUGCACAUAGUAACAUUAAGUCUGAAGGUGGUCAGGUUUUUGAAUUCAAAGAAGGCCCAGUAAUUUCCACUGGUGAACUAGUAAUCAGAAAAAUGCAUUCCAAAGUACAAAGGAAAGAAACUGAUAAAGAAGAAGAAGAAACAGCUUUGCAAGCUAAGAAUGGAGAUUUUUCUAUGAGUGAACAGAAAGUGCAUACAGAUUUUAGUGCUGGACGUGUAAAAGAAAAGUGCUAUCAAGCUAAUUAUCUAUCAGGUACUGAAGUACAUUCAUCAGUAGAUAGCUGCAAUGAUUUCUCUACUCCACUGCAAGCUGAAGGAAGAACAAAUGUUGAUCAAAAGGAUGCUGGCAGUGCUGAUUCUGGUACAAAAGAUCUGCAGUAUUCCCCCGACCUACAUGAAACAUUAAAGUCAACAGUAGAAAAUUUAUUAAAAAUUCAGUUAAAAGGAGGUCUAGAAUAUGCUGCAAAAGAAGAUGAUACUCAAAAACAUUUUGAAAAUAGUAAUUUAAUUCAGCAUAUAUUACAAUUAGUUAGUUGUGUACAUACAACUGGUGCCACAGAAGACACACGUACAACAAAAGGAGAUCACGGGACAGGUGAUGCUAAUGAAUCAACAGCUGACUCCGAUAGGAAGAAACCAUCAAGUGUUCCAUUUUCCUGGGCUGAUGAUAAAAUUUCAGAAUCUUUUGGUGAUAUGGCUAAACACGAAUGGUACAAGCAAAAUACAGAUAAGGACAGUAAAGAAGGGGAUGAGUCUGUAGAAAAUGAAACAAAAGACUGGAAAGUAACCAGUGCUCCUGCUCUGAUACAAUCCCAGUUAGAGCAGAUCUUCCAUGAUCCAUCUGUUAGUAAAAGUCCUUAUGAAUUAAAAGAACCAGUUCAAGGACUGCAUAGUGAUGAUUUCAGCUUAACACAGUUAUCAGGCAAAAAUAUUACUGAACCCAAAGGUGAUCAGAAUCAUACAUUGUCUGAAAUCAGGAAUAAUAUGUUGAGUGUUUCUGACAAUUUAGCAGCAGAUUCAGAAUCCAUCCUUCUCAAUGUUAUAGACAGCACAGCCACAUUGCAGGCCCCUCCACUGACAUCUACAGAAAAUGAGUACCAUCAAAGAAAAGAAGAUACUGUUUCAACUAGCACUGGUGGAGAUUUCUGGCAAAGUACUAAUUCUCAAGAUGAUUCAGAAGGACACAGAUGUUCUGGUUCAGUACAGCAGUGUUCUGAAUAUAUGAGAAAGCUACAGGAACAUUUUGCUGUAAUCCAGGACAUGAAAUACCAGCUGAAUGGACUACAGCCUAUUAGUAACAACCUGGAAAUACUAAAAAAGCAGCUUGAGGAGUUAGAGUCAUUUGAUGCAGGGCUGUCUAAGUUUGCCAAUAUUUUGGCAAAAGAUCUGAAGGAUUCUGAUGAUUUUUUAAAGACACAAAGGAAAGACAUUCCUGAAUCCUUGUCCGCUGAACUGGAAAUGAGCUGCGGGCACCUACAGAAGUCCUUAUCUAUGGUUAAUGAUAUAUCAACAAGAAGAGCAAAAGACAUAGUUUGUGCUGUGGAUGCAGAAAUGUCUAAACUUGCUACGACUCAUCAUGACCUUCUGAGUAAACUGCAGGAACUCUCUGACUGGGUCACCACACAUAAUGAAAUGGCAACAAAUCUCAUGGACAGCUGCAGCAGUGACACAGGAGAUAUAACAUACAACAUUCAGCAGCUUGAGACUCUAGAAAAGGAAUUCAGCAAUAAAAAAAUGCAACUGGACACCACAGCAUUUGACAUUCAGUUCUUCAUUUCUGAAUAUGCCCAGGAUCUGUCACCAAACCAAAGCAAGCAGUUGCUCCGACUUCUGACAUCCACCCAGAAAUCUUUUCAGCAACUGGUAGGCAAAAUUGCAACUCAGAUGGAGGUCCUUCAGUCUCAGCUACUGGCAUCGCUGGACCUGGAUGAUGAGCAGGAUAUUGAGGAAAAACAUGUGGAAUAUACAGAAAAGCUUCAAGAAGUUUGUGACCUGCUUGUACAGACAGAAAAUCGACUCAUUGGGCAUCAGCAAGUUGCCCUGAAAGAAGACAGCCUAAUUGACUUGCAGCAGUAUCAAACUGAGCAACAAGCACUGCAACAAGACAUCCAGGCAAGCAAACAUGCCUUGGCUGAAGCAGUCAAAGAUAUUGAGGCAUUCCUGAAGGAGAACGGUGAGAAACUGUCACCUGAACAAAGAGCUGUGCUUGACAAAAUGCUGAAUGAAGCAAAGGAGAAGUUUGAAGCCCUGCAGCAACAAGCUGAACAUUCAAAGAAAGAGCUGGAUAAGGCUGUAGCCACUGCAAUCAAACAAAAAUCUGAGAAGGUUGCUGCAGUGGAACAGUUUCAGGAAAACAAAGAGAAAAUUACCUGUCUCUUGGACUGGCUGUCAACUGUUGACAAGGCAAAAGAGAGUGAAGGGAGGCUAAAAGUACCCAUCAUUGAGCAGAACGGAACUUGUAUUCCAGGCCAUGAGAAGACCCAGACUGAAACGGAAGUAGAUGACGUGAACGGUAAUCUGAUGCCACCAGAGCAGCUUUCUGAGACCACCAUGGAUGGACUUGUAACACCAGUUGAAGAAGACAAGUUGCAAAAGCAAUAUGAGAUGCUCAAAGGGCAACAUCAGGAGAUCUUGUCAAAACACCAGGAUUUUAUAAUAGCCACACAGUCUGCACAGGCAUUGCUAGAUAAGCAAGGGAGCAACCUUUCACCUGAAGAGAGGGAGAAACUACAGAACGACCUGAAAAAGCUGAAAGAGCAGUAUGACGGAACGUUGACCGAAUCAGAACAGAAAAUGAAACUGAUACAGGCUGUGCAGGAGGAGCUGCACAAAUUUGUAGCAGACUACCGUGAGUUUGAAGUCUGGCUGCAGCAGUCCGAGCAAGACCUCGAGACCCAAAAAACUGGUGCUACUGAUCUGAAUGGUCUAAGGGCAAAACUGCAGAGGCAGAAAAGUUUCUCUGAAGAUGUCAUUUCUCACAAAGGAGAUUUGCGAUACAUCACUAUUUCAGGACAAAGAGUGCUGGAAACUGCUAGGUCCUGCAGUAAAGCUGAGAGCAGUAAAGACCCACAGCACCGCCUGGACACGUCUGCAGCCUGCUCAUUAGUGGAAGGUAAACUGGAUGCCGCCACAGAUCGUUACAAAACUCUUUAUUCAAAGUGCAAUGAAUUUGGAAAUCACUUGAAGGACGUGGUUGAUAAAUACCAGUCAUAUCAUGAAAUGUCAUCUGGACUUCAGUCAUGGCUUCAAACAUCAGAAGAGGCAGUAAAUAGUCAUAUGGCAGAACCAAUCGCUGCUGAUCCAAAGAACCUUCAGAAGCAGCUAGAAGAAGCCAAGGGUCUUCAAGGACAAAUUUCCAGUCAACAGGUAACUGUAGAGAAAGUUAGAAAAGCAGCUGAGACCCUAAUGGCUACGGAAGGAGAUUUGCUUCUGAACAAGAAUAAAAUUCGAAAAGCUCUCGACAAUAUUGUAGACCAAUACGAAAGCUUAUCCAAGUCAGUUAACAACAGAAAUGAGAAGCUUCAGAUAACAUUGACUCGUUCUUUGAGUGUUCAGGAUGGGCUGGAUGAAAUGCUUGACUGGCUUGGAGAUGUUGAAAAGAAGGUAGAAGAACAAGGGUUGGUGCCAUUGAACUCUUCUGCCAUUCAGGAUGUUAUUAGUGCUAAUGCUAUAUUGGAGCAAGACAUUGCAAAUCGACAGGGAAGUAUCAGUGCUAUGAAAGAAAAAGUCAUUAAGUUUAUUGAAACAGCAGACCCAUCUGAUGCAUCAUCACUGCAAGCAAAAAUGGAUGUUCUUUCCUCUCGCUUCUCUGAUGCAUGUAACAAACACAAAGAAAACCUUGGAAAGUUGCAAGAUCUGAAGAGUAAAGUGGAGCUGUUUGAGAAUGUAUCUGAGAAAGUUCAACAGUAUGUAAUAAAAAAAUCUCAGUCACUUUCUGAAACAGAUGGCCCCGGGAAAGACGUGACUGAAACGUCUCAGUCUGUGCAGGAAACAAAAGCUGAGAUGAUAAGUCACCAUAAGGAUCUAGAGUUGUUGCAGAAACUUGCUGGGGAGUUUGCUUCCUGUGGCUUUGCAGGCGACACUGCUGUGAUUUUGGACAAAGUUAAUGCAUUAGCCAACAGCUAUAAGGAAUUAGAAGAGACUGUCAAGGAAAAAGAAAAGGAGGUAUCAACUUGUCAGAAUCAGAUGCAGGAGUUCCAAGCCCUCGUGCAACAUUUAACUAAGUGGUUAACUACAACUGAAGGAAAUAUUCCAGAAGUGUGUUCGAGCUCUUCUGCAGAUGAGCUUCAGAAGGAUCUGCAGAAAGUGCAGACCUUAAAAGAUGAAUGGUCACUGAAAACUUCUGAAGUUCAAGCACUGAAUACCAAGGGAGCAGUUUUGUGUGAUUUAAUAACCGCUGUGACAACCUCUACAAAAUCAAAGUCAGCAGGGAAACCAGGCACAGCUAUAAUGAAUGGAAAUGAAGCAACUACUACUGUCUCAGAUGCUUUCUUGACUAACAAAGAGCUAUCAGCCGUUCAGCAGGAUAUAUCAAACAUAAACCAAGGUUAUGAUGAUUUAGGAAGUCGGUUGAAGGAAUGUGUAUGUGAGUUAGAAGAUAUACUUAUGAAGAGAAACCAGAUCCAGAAGGAAGCACACUCAGUUAAGGAGUGGUUGAAAGACAUGGUUAAGGUUACUGGAUCUUGGGGCAAGUCGGUCUCAACUGAUGCUGAUGCUGUGAAGAAUGAAGUGGAGCAACACAAGGUCUUUGAAGCUGAGCUGAUGAAGAAUGCCAGCAAGCUGCAGCAGCUAAGAGAGAAUCUAAUGGAAUUGCUGGAAAGGAAUCCUGACUCCCCCGAAGCUGCAACAUGGAAACAGAUGUUGGAUGAGAUAGACAUCAAGUGGCAGGAGCUCAACCAGUUAACUAAAGACCGGCAGCAGCAGCUUGAGGAGUCGUCUAACUACCUGAUGCAGUUUCAGAAUGCUGAGGGGCAGUUAAAGCAGUGGCUGGCAGAAAAGGAGCUGAUGAUGAGUGUGCUUGGUCCUCUGUCCAUUGACCCAAAUAUGCUAAAGGCUCAAAAACAACAGGUUCAGAUCUUGCUUAAGGAGUUUGAGACACGAACCCCACAGUAUGAACAGAUGAAUGACUCUGCACAAGGUAUACUGACCAGGCCAGGUGAACUUCCUCCAUCUUGCGAAGUCGUUAAAGAGCAAUUAGCAGCUGUUGUACAGAAAUGGGAUGACUUAACUGGUCAGCUCAGCAGCAGGUGUGACCGUAUCGAUCAAGCUAUUGUCAAAAGUAGCCAGUACCAAAACCUUUUAAAGAAUGUUACAGAAUCACUACAUGGCUUAUGUGAAAGACUGAAAGGCAGCUCUUCUGUGAGCACAGAUCCUGAUGCCAUGAAGCAGCAGCUGGAAGCUGCAGAUAAAAUCAACUCUGAGCUGCAGCAGGAGCUGAAGAAUAUAGAUGAGGCGCGUGCGUUGUGCAAUGAGCUGUCAUCGCUGGUUGGAGAGGAGUACCUAAAAGCUGAACUUACUAAACAGCUGGAAAAUAUCGUGACGCUAUAUGAAGGCCUUGAGCACAAAACAGAAAGUCAUACACAGCAGCUUCAGUCGACCUUUGUCAGCUCCCAACAAUUUCAGCAGAUGUCCAAAGACUUCCAGACAUGGCUAGAACAAAGGAAACAAGAGCUGCAUGACAGUCCCCCAAUAUCUGCUCACCUGGAGACUUUGCAGUCCAUGAUCAGUGAUCAUAAGACGUUCUAUCAGUCCAUGGUGGAGAAGACCGAUGCCUACAACAAGAUUGUAGCGGAAGGAGAAGUGCUGCUACAGAGCACACAGGCCAGCGAAAAAGCAAAUUUGCAGCGUCAGCUGGGUAUGUUCAAAGCCAGCUGGGAAGAACUUAACAAACAGGCAGUAAAACGAUUGGAUUCAUUACAUGAUUGUCAUCAAAAAUCACUAAAGUACAGAGAGCAUGCAGAAAGCCUGAGGCCUUGGAUAAAAGAAUGUGAAAAGAAAGUGUUAGCAGUGAAGGUGUGCCUUGAUCUUGCUGAAAUUGAUAACUCUAUUGCAGAGGUAAGAGCACUGCAAAAAGACAUUGACAAACAUCGUGGAAUGUUGGGAUUAUUAAACAAUGCUGCAGACAGUUUACUUGAAGCCAGCGAAGCGGACAAAGAAGCCAUCACUGAGGAGAAAAUGGAGAUUGGUCAGAAAGUUGACACAGUCGGUGAGCAGUUACAUCAGAAGAGAGACACACUUGAAGAAACAGCACAGCGCAUCAGAGAGUUUCAAGAAACUGCUAAAGAAAUGAAGAAACAACUGAAUGAUGCAAGAGAACAGCUUAAUGCUUAUGAUAGCCUUGGACCCCAAGCUUUCAGCAACAAGCAGUUAACAGUAAUGCAGUCUCAGCAAAAGGUGCUUCAGGCAUUGAAGUGUCAGGUAGAUAGCCUGAUAAACACUGCUCAUAAUCUUGUGGUAGAUGUACCUGAUGGAGGAGGUGUUUCUGACAUUCUUCUGGAAACUCAGAAUCUUGAGCAAGAGCAUAGUACAGUAAGCCAGGAGACGGAUGACAAAUGUUCAUUUUUGGAGACAAAAUUACAAGGAAUUGGUCAUUUCCAAAACAGCAUUAGAGAAAUGUUUUCUCAGUAUGCAGACCUGGAUGAUGAACUUGAUAGCAUGUCACCUGUAGGACGAGAUAUGGAGACACUGCAGUCCCAGGAAGAAGGCAUCAAGGCUUUUGUCUCCAGGCUUCAGGAGCUGAUAACAAAUGCAGACAAUGCAAACAAAAACUGCAAGAUGAUGCUGGAGUCUGAAGGUUCUCCGCCUGAUCUCAUGGGUCUCAAAAGAGAUUUGGAAACUCUUAGCAAACAAUGUAAGAAGUUGCUAGACAGGGCAAAGAACAGAGAGAGGGAUGUAGAAACAACCGCAGCACAGACUGGAGAAUUUUAUACAAAGAUAAAAGAGUUUUUGAACUUAAUUACAACCAUUGAAGAACAUGAGAAAUCUCAGGAUCCUGUAGGGAUGGAACUGGAAAUUAUUAAUCAGCAAUUGAAUUCAUUUAAGGUUUUUCAGAAAGACAAAAUUGAGCCACUUCAAACUUGUCUACAGGAAGUUAAUUCUUUGGGGUAUGGCCUUAUACAAAGUGCAGCAAAAAACACCAGCACCAAGUGCCUUGAACAUGACCUGGAGAAUGUCAACACAAGAUGGAAUACACUCAACAAGAAGAUUGCAGAACGGUCUGCACAGCUACACGAAGCCCUCCUCCACUGCGGCCAGUUUCAGGAUGCACUGGAAUCCCUCCAGAGUUGGCUGAAUGACACAGAAGAACUUGUAUCCAAUCAGAAGUUGCCAUCUGCAGAAUUCAAAGUUGUAAAAGCUCAGAUUCAAGAACAAAAGCUGCUUCAGAGAUUACUAGAUGACCGCAGACCAACUGUGGAGUUAAUCCGACGAGAAGGAGAGAAGAUUGCAGAGUCAGCAGAUCCUGCUGACAAAGAGAAGCUUCUACAACAGCUCAGUAGUCUGGGUCAUAGGUGGGACACCCUGCUCAACAAGGCUGAGGCAAGGAAUCGUCAGUUGGAAGGCAUCUUGGUAGUUGCACAGCAGUUUCAUGAAACUUUGGAACCUUUGUCUGAAUGGCUCAGUGCCUCGGAGAAAAGACUUGCAAAUUCAGAGCCCAUUGGAACACAGACUUCAAAAUUACAGUCACAAAUUUCUCAACAUACUGCCCUGGAAGAUGACAUCUCAUCUCACAAAAAGAACUUGUGCCUGUUACUUAGUACUGGUCAGUCUUUGAAGAUAAUGAGCUCCCAAGAAGAUAAAGAUAUGAUUCAAGAAAAACUGGACUCCACUCGGUGUCGAUAUGGCGAGGUUCAGGAGAAGUGCAGUAGAAGGUCGGAAUUGUUACAGCAGGCUCAGGCCAAUGCUCAUAUCUUUGGAGAGAAUGAAGUUGGCCUAAUGAAUUGGCUGAGCGAGGUGCAAGACUUGCUCAAAGGCGUAUCAGUUCAAGAUUAUCAUCCACAAGUGUUGAAGAAACAGCACACAGAACAAGUGGCACUCCAUGAUGAUAUUAUUCACAGAAAAAAGGAUGUUGAUGAGGCUAUACUUAAAGGACUAGAACUUCUGAAACAAACAACAGGGGAUGAGGUGGUGGUGAUUCAGGAAAAGCUGGACAGUAUCAAAGCUAAGUAUGCAGACAUAAUGAAAAUGAGUUCUGAUGUUUCCCAAACCCUGGAAAAGGCCCUGCAGUUUGCAACAAAGUUCCAGUUAACUCAUGAAGAGCUGAGUGCUUGGCUUGGUGAUGUGGAGGCUGAACUUGUUAUGUAUGAAGAUUCAGUACCGACUGGGGAGCAGCUGUCUCAAUCACAGGACCGGAUGAAGGCAUUAAAAACACAGACCAAAGAUUACAAAGCUGUCCUGGAUUCCCUCAAUGAAGUUGGCAGCACGCUGUUAGAACUCGUGCCAUGGAGGGCAAGAGAAGGGUUGGAUAAACUGGUUGCUGAAGUCAAUGAUCGAUACAGGUCUGCAACUGAUACCAUCACACAGAAAGUGGAAGAGAUAGAUGCUGCUAUACAGAGAUCACAGCAGUUUGAACAAGCAGCUGAUGCUGAGCUGAACUGGCUUACAGAGAUUGAGAAGAAGUUGUCAUCCCUGGGGGAUAUUAGGCUUGAACAAGACCAAACCACAGCUCAGUUACAAGUUCAAAAGGCCUUUACUAUGGAUAUAAUGCGGCACAAAGAUGCUAUUGAUGACCUUGUUAAGGCUGGAGAAAAUGCUAUGAAUUCCUUCAGUGAUGAAGAAAAACAAGUACUAAAGGAGAAGCUGGAGACUUUGAUGAAGAAGUGUGGAGUGGUCAGUCAGAUGAACUCUGACCGAUAUCUGCAGCUGGAGCGUGCCCAGUCAAUGGUCAGUCAGUUCUGGGAGACAUAUGAAGAGCUCUGGCCAUGGAUUCAGGAAACUGAAAUGAAAGUCUCAGAGCUCCCUGGCCCAGCUAUUGAGUACGACACUUUGAAGCAGCAGCAGGAGGAACUCAGGGAACUGCGUGAACUGAUUGCUGAGCAUAAACCUCAUAUCGAUAAAAUGAAUAAGACCGGGCCCCAGCUGCUCGAACUGAGUCCGACGGAAGGCCUUGCCAUCAAAGACAAGUACGUGGCUGCAGACUUACUUUACAGCCGAAUAAAGGAGGAUGUGAAGCAGCGAGCACUGGCAUUAGACGAAGCAGUAGCCCAAUCAACGCAGUUUCAUGACAAAAUCGAUCCAAUGCUUGAGAGUUUGGAACGUAUUGUUGAACGACUGAGACAGCCAGCUUCCAUUUCUGCUGAAGUUGAGAAGAUCAAAGAACAAAUUUCAGAAACCAAAAACGUGGCAGUCGAGCUGGAGAAGCUUCAGCCAGCCUAUGAAAUGCUGAAACAGCGUGGAGAGGAAAUGAUAGCACGCUGUGGAGGAGCUGACAAAGAUCUGUCAGCUAAAGCUGUGCAGGACACAUUGGAUCAGAUGUUUUUUACUUGGGAGGAUAUUCAAGCAUUAGCAGAGGAGAGAGAAGCCAAACUGCUGGAUGUAAUGGACCUGGCAGAGAAAUUCUGGUGUGAUCACUCAUCCAUCAUUGUUACAAUUAAGGAUACACAGGAUUUUGUUCGUGGACUAGAGCUACCUGGGAUAGAUCCAUCUGUGGUCAAACAGCAGCAAGAAACGGCAGAGAGCAUCAGAGAGGAAAUUGAUGGGCUUGAAGAAGAGCUUGAUGCAGUGAAGAACUUGGGAGUGGAGCUAAUUGCUGCUUGCGGUGAACCUGAUAAACCUCUUGUGAAAAAGAGCAUAGAUGAGCUGAAUUCUCUUUGGGAUGGAGUUAACAAGGCAUGGAAUGAGCGGAUGGAAAAACUUGCCGAAGCUAUGCAGGGUGCUGUACAAUAUCAAGAUGGACUUCAGGCGAUGUUUGACUGGAUGGAUAUUGCAGAGUGUAAACUAGCUUCAAUGCCACCAGUUGGAACUGACCUGGAGACCGUCAAACAGCAAAUAGAAGAACUGAAGCAAUUUAAGACAGAAGUGUAUCAACAGCAGAUAGAAAUGGAACGCCUAAAUCAUCAAGCAGAGCUUCUGCUGAAGAAAGCAGCUGUGGAUUUUGACAAACAUACAGUUCAGGACCCAGUCACAGAGCUAAAACUUCUGUGGAAUAACCUGGAUGAAAAAAUUGUCCACAGAAAGCACAAACUGGAAGGUGCGCUGUUGGCCCUGGGACAGUUCCAGCAUGCCUUAGAUGAACUCAUGGCAUGGAUGACACAUACCGAAGAGCUGCUGAAUGAACAGAAGUCUGUUGCAGGUGAUCCCAAGGCUAUCGAAAUUGAACUUGCAAAACAUCAUGUGUUACAGAAUGAUGUGCUAGCACACGAGUCUACAGUGGAAGCCGUGAAGAAGGCGGGGAAUGAUCUAAUCGAAUCAAGUGCUGUGGAAGAAGCUAGCAAUCUGCAAAGCAAGCUGGGAACUCUGAAGCAACGCUGGAAGAAUGUAAUGGAAAAGACCGAGCUGAGGAGGCAGAUGCUAGAUAAUGCUCUUCUACAGGCUCAGGGCUUCCAUGGUGAAGUUGAAGACCUGCAACAGUGGCUGACAGAACUUGAACGGCAGUUAUUGUCUUCAAAACCUGUUGGAGGAAUGCCAGAGACAGCUAGAGAGCAACUUAAUUCUCAUUUGGAUCUUGUUGCUGCAUUUGAAGGCAAAGAACUGUUGUACAAGGGUUUACUAAUGAAAAACCAGCAGAUACGCGGUAUCUGUCCAGAGUCAGGGGACACAACAGCUAAUGUGGAGAUUGACAACUUAAAAGAGAAAUGGGAAUCUGUUGAGACAAAACUCAAUGAAAGAAAGGUGAAACUAGAAGAGGCAUUAAAUUUGGCAAGUGAGUUCCAUAACUCCCUGCAGGACUUUAUCAACUGGCUCACACAGGCUGAACAGACCCUCACCAUGGCCUCUCCAGCGAGUCUUAUUCUUGACACUGUUAUGUUUCAGAUCGAUGAACACAAGAUUUUUGCCACUGAAGUGAAUUCCCAUCGUGAGCAGAUCAUGGAGCUUGAUAAAGCUGGAACUCACCUUAAGUACUUCAGCCAAAAGCAGGAUGUUGUCCUAAUCAAGAAUCUGUUGCUCAGUGUUCAGAGCAGAUGGGAGAAGGUAGUACAGAGGUCUGUGGAACGAGGGCGUGCUUUGGAUGAUGCAAAGAAGCGAGCCAAACAGUUACAUGAAGCCUGGACUAAACUAAUGGAAUGGUUAGAAGAAUCAGAGAAGUCAUUAGAUUCUGACCUUGAAAUUGCCAACGAUCCUGACAAAAUUAAAAUGCAGCUUACACAACAUAAGGAAUUCCAGAAAGCACUUGGAGCAAAACAUUCAGUCUAUGACACUACAAGUCGAACAGGAAGAUCACUGAAGGAAAAAGCAUCUCUGACAGAUGACAUUCAGAAACUGGAUGAUAUGCUUAGUGAACUGAGGGAUAAAUGGGACACAGUCUGUGGGAAGUCUGUAGAAAGGCAGAACAAGCUGGAAGAAGCCCUGCUGUUUUCAGGACAGUUUACAGAUGCUCUGCAGGCUCUCAUUGACUGGUUGUACAAAGUCGAGCCUCAGCUGGCAGAAGAUCAGCCUGUUCACGGGGACAUUGAUCUAGUGAUGAAUCUAAUCGAUAGUCACAAGGUCUUCCAAAAGGAGCUAGGGAAAAGAACUAGUGGUCUUCAAGCACUUAAACGAUCUGCGCGUGACCUUAUUGAAGGAAGCACAGAUGACUCCUCCUGGGUGAAAGUGCAAAUGCAAGAAUUAAGCACACGUUGGGAAACAGUAUGCACCCUUUCUGUGUCUAAGCAGCAUAGACUUGAGCAAGCACUCCACAAGGCAGAAGAAUUCCACUCAGCAGUGCAUAUUUUGUUGGAAUGGUUAGCUGAAGCUGAACAAGCCCUUCGUUUUCAUGGAUCCCUCCCAGAUGAUGAGGAAGCAUUGCGUUCACUUAUAGACCAGCACAAGGAAUUUAUGAAAAAACUGGAGGAAAAAAGACUUGAACUCACAAAAGCAACAGGUAUGGGAGAGACGAUAUUGGCCGUCUGUCAUCCAGACUCCAUUACUACUGUCAAGCACUGGAACACUAUCAUACGGGCUAGAUUUGAGGAGGUACUGGCAUGGACCAAACAGCAUCAACAAAGGCUGAAUGGGGCACUUGGGGAAGUUAUUGCAAACAAGGAGCUCUUGGAGACCUUGCUAAAGUGGCUGCAGUGGGCAGAAUCGACUCUUAACAAGAAAGAUAAGGAUGCCAUCCCAGAAGAAAUUGAUGAUGUGAAAUCACUCAUUGCUGAACACCAGGCAUUCAUGGAAGAAAUGACAAGAAAACAGCCAGAUGUGGACAAGGUGACAAAGACCCAUAAGAGGAAGCCAGUGGAGCCCACUCAGAACCAGUCACAGAUCCCUGUUCUGGACAAGGGAAGAGGAGGAAGGAAACGUUCUACAACUCCAGGUCUGUAUUCUGGGGCACAAACACAGAUUGAGACCAAAAACCCACGUGUCAACCUUCUUGUUGGCAAAUGGCAACAAGUCUGGCUACUGGCAUUAGAGAGAAGAAGAAAACUUAAUGAUGCACUCGACCGACUGGAAGAGCUUAGAGAAUUUGCCAACUUUGACUUUGAUAUCUGGAGAAAGAAGUACAUGCGAUGGAUGAAUCAUAAGAAGUCCAGAGUAAUGGACUUCUUUAGACGAAUUGACAAAGAUCAAGAUGGAAAAAUAACAAGACAAGAAUUCAUUGAGGGCAUUCUCUCCUCAAAGUUUCCAACCAGCCGUUUAGAAAUGAGUGCUGUGGCAGAUAUCUUUGACAGAGAUGGUGAUGGCUAUAUUGACUACUAUGAAUUUGUAGCAGCACUUCAUCCAAACAAAGAUGCUUACAAACCUCUUACAGAUGCCGACAAAAUUGAAGAUGAGGUGACUCGUCAAGUAGCCAAGUGCAAAUGUGCAAAACGUUUCCAAGUCGAGCAGAUUGGAGACAACAAGUACAGGUUCUUCCUGGGAAAUCAGUUUGGUGACUCACAGCAGUUACGUCUUGUCCGCAUACUACGGAGUACGGUAAUGGUCCGUGUUGGGGGUGGAUGGAUGGCCCUGGAUGAAUUCUUGGUGAAAAAUGAUCCAUGCAGAGUUCAUCACCAUGGAAGUAAAAUGUUACGCUCGGAAUCAAACUCUUCAAUUACUACUCAGUCUCCUAUAGCUAAGGGAAGAACAAAUGUGGAACUACGGGAAAAGUUUAUGUUGCCUGAUACUCCCGGACAGUCAGUUUCUGCUUUCCGACCUCGGGGUCGUAAGUCUGGACCUCCUUCAAGAGCUGCUUCUCCCAGCAGGUCCAAUUCUAUCUCAGGUCAGGGUGGCCCUGUAGGGCCUCAGCCAGCACCCCUAACAACUACUCCAAAGACGCCAUAUCCUGUAACACGCAAUUAUGAUAAGCCAUGGCUGGCAAACAGCAAAACAUCAACACCUUAUAAGUCACCAGAGUCCCCUGAGAGUCCUGCCCAUUCUGUAGAGGGGACUCCAAUUCAAGGCACCAAACUCCGGCUUCCAGGGUAUUUGUCAGGAAAAAGCUUUCAGUCCACAGAAGACAGUAACUUGAUAUCAUCUGCAGCUUUCAGAGCCAGGACACAAGUAGCUGAAAGUAGGAAGACUCCAAGCAGACCUGGAAGCAAACCAGGCAGCCGCAGAGGCAGUGAUGCCUCAGACUUUGACAUUUCUGAAAUCCAGUCAGUAUGUUUGGACACUGCUGAUGUCACUCAUGAAACUAGUAAGCCUGGGUCGCGAACAAGUUCACGCUCAGCAUCAGCAAAACCUUCCAGAAUUCCCACUCCCCAAAAGAGGUCACCUGCAGUCUCCAGAGUGGGUACAACUUCCAAAAGAUAGUGAGACUGACUCCACAGAGUAUAUCAUGUGCAUUAACUAUUUAAGUCUUUAAGAUGUAAAAUAUUAUGUAGAAAUUAUUGUGAAAUAUUGAAAAAAUGUGGACUUUUUAAUGCUGCAAAAGGCCUUAUUUGUGUAUUUGUCCUGUAUGUUCUGUGAAUUUUUCUGUCAAUAAUUUUGUUGAUGCCAUAUUUUAUUUAGAAAGAGACUUUAAUAAGUUAAAAACUUAUUUUACUUAAUAAUGUACGGUUGCUAUUUCAUGAUCACUACAAACAGUCAUGGACUGUUGUUUGGUCCUUUUGGAGCUGAGAAGGCAGUUAGUUUUUAUAGUAACUGUCAGCUUCUAAGAAACUGACACACUGCGUUUUGGAUGCAGACAGGAAAAAACACUACAUUUGUCUGACAGGAUGCAAAGUCUUUCAGACAUCCAGACCAUCAUCAAAUGAAAACAAACUAUCCGGAAACUUCAUCAACUCACUCACUAUUAUGUUAAGCAGUAUUCAUCUACGUUUUCAGGAGUCCUGUGCCAGUUGUUUAAGUUAUAACCAAGGCAAUAUGUCCAUUCUUCUAGAAAACUGUUCUGUUUCGUUCCAGUAUGAAACGUGUCAUGUAAUACAGAAUUUUCUUCUGCUUGUGUGAAUGACAGCACUGUAUCAUAAGGCUCAUUUUUGUAUUAAAGCAACUUGGCUUUCUGAGAGCUGUGAAAAUAAAUUGUACCUGAAACAGCUAUGUUGUUCUUAAGAAAUAUAUAUAUAUAUAUAUAUAUAUAUAUAUAUAUAUAUAUAUAUAUAUAUAAGAAAACGAUGUAGCACCUAGCUUGUCUAAGUAUUAAUUAGGCUGACAUCUACAGGAGCAUUUGCACUUUGUUCAUCACUGUUGAUCAACUCCAGAGUACAAAUUCCCAAAGAAACACUGUGUUCAUGUUGUGUGGAAAAUGGCAGAAUUAUUUAAAAGUAAUAAUUGUAUGAAAUGCCUAUGCAUUUUGUGAAGAUAAAGUUGUCUUCCCUAGAAAGUACUUAAUCAUUUACAGAGACACUUUGAGGAUAAUAUUACAGGUCCCAUUGAAAGUCAUUUUCUGCAUUUAUGAAGCAACAGACUGAAAUGUGUUUAGGGUAUCAUUUUGUUAUAUUUUAAUUUAAUUUAAUUUAGAUUUAGAACUUGCCCCGGUUAAUAUUGAAUUUGGUCCUUUUUAAAUGGGCAGUUUUAGGACUUUUUAUCUGCUGUUGCAGUAUACACUGCACUUUUUUUUUUAACCCAAAUGUUCUUAUUGAAGCCCGGCUUAUUAGUGGGUCAUUUCUAUAGCAAUGGAAAAUGGCAAUGUCAUAUACAUCAUGUCAGGGAAAGCACUCGGCUAAUGUACAGUGAUAUCAAAUGUAUUAAAUUCGGCCCACAAGAAAAGGCGUACAUAUAGAAUAUAGUAAAAUCAAACUUUGAUUUUGUCUUCAUUUUCAGAAGUUCAUAUUUAUUUUUUAUAAGUACAAAAAUGGUAAUCUGGAAAUAGUACAAUUUGCAAUGUAUUAACUAGAAUUUUGCUUUUACAUGUACAUUAUGGCCUAAUAAAUGCAUAAUUUAUUCAUUAAAAAUCUUAACUAAAA